AAAAAUCGCUCUGAUGUGAAAAGGGAACAAAGAUGGACCUUAAAUAUCUGAUCCUAAUGAUUGCCUUCGCUACAGUCGAAAUAAAUGUAACCGAGAGUCGACAGAACGACAAAAGACGAUGGAAGAACGACAAGAUUUACUCACACUACGUUAAUAUUUGUGAUAUACAGGACCGAGGGUCCAAAGUUCAUUGUUACUGCGAGAGUAUAAAGAUAAAAACUGCCACAAAGGCCGAUUGUUGGGUAUUCAACGGCGGGAUAGCUGAAGACGAUCCGUUCUGGUCCAAUUUUUAUUCACAACCAAAAAUAGAAAAGUUAACAUUCAACGUCAGAGCCGACGGCGGAUUGACGUACAUACCCGCAAAAGUGAUCGUUAGACUGGAACGAUUACAAUACCUCAACAUACAAUACGCCAACAUCUAUAGUAUACCAUCGUUCGCGUUCACCAACUCGACCACGCUCCGGGAAAUAACCCUGCCCAAGAACAAAAUAGCGAAAUUGGAAAAGAUGUCAUUCGCCCAUCUAAUAAUGCUGUCAAACGUCAGCUUAGUGGAAAAUCAGAUAUCUGAAUUGAAACGGGACGUGUUCUACGUCCUACCCAAUUUGCAGAGGCUGUAUCUGUCGAAGAACAUAAUUAGCGUUCUCCACGACGGAUGUUUCAAACAUCUGAACAAUCUCAUAAAAUUGGACCUCGACAACAAUCAGUUGACAGUUGUCAUUAGGGAAAACUUCCAAGGCCUGUCUAAUCUGAUCACGUUGGAUAUGAGAAACAAUAAAUUAACGAUGAUAGGGGACCUUGCCUUCGCGGAACUUUGGAGCCUUCAAGAACUUUACCUGGACGGCAACGAAAUAGAAUUUAUAUCCGAGAGGGGUUUCGGUGGAUUGACUCAGCUGCGAAAACUUUCGCUGGCCGAUAAUAAGUUGGGGACAUUAGACGACGGUGUGCUCGAUGAUAUUCAAAAGUUGAAUGUUUUGGAUUUGAGGAACAAUAACUUAGAAACAUUGAAACAAGAAGCAGUGCAAAAUGUUUUGGAAAACAUGAAGUCCAAUUAUGCGUUAAUCUCUUUAGACGGCAAUAAGCUGACCUGUGACUGUCGCCUGUCCUGGUUGCACAAGCUCCGCAACGAAACGAAAAGCAAACGUGUCAAAGCUUCACUAUCUCGCCUCAACUGCAUCAUGGACACCAAGACAAAUAUAGGUACGUUAAAAAUAGAAAAACCACAGAAAGCUAUUCAAGGGUCAUAUAAAAAAGAGAUAGAUUAUGAAGAAGAAGAAUUUGAAGAGAAGCAUUACGAUGAUGCGAUGCAAGAUCAAGAAACAGACAAUGACGAUGUUAAAAUCGAGUACAAGAGGAAAUUGCUUGAAAUACCAACUGAGAUGCUUCCUUGUCCGAACCGUUUAAUUUACGAGGCAUCGUUUUCACCACCGACCCAAGACGAGGUCAAGUACUACAAGACUUCAUCAAGCCAUAUGCUAGUAGCAACAACACUGAACGUAUUAUUACUCUCCGCACUAGCAAUAUUGUAGCGUACAAAUUGAAAUGUAAAUAAUUCUGUGAUUUUCAUUACGCAUUUAUUAUUGAGCUGCUCUUCAUUAAUAUUAUUAAAUUCAUUACACACGUUGUUAUUAAAAUAGACUUGAAUAUUGUGAACGUUAUUCAUAUUUUGAACUUAACUUGCAAUUAAUUUUCCAUUUCAAACUCGAUUGGAAUUGAUUUGCUUUAGUGAGUGCAAUAUUUGCUCACGUGUCUUAUAUAAGUGCAAUGCAUAUAACGUGACCUGAGUUUAUAGGUAUUAGAUUUUAAUACAUAUUUUCUUAUAAGUAAGGUCUUUUUUACUAAAAUUAGUCUUGUAUAAUCAUCUUUUUCACUGAUUUCUUUAAGUCUUAGAUUUAGGCUAUUUAUAGGAAUUGAUAGAUUUAGGUGAAUUUGGACCCAAAGAGCUAAUGAUGUAUAUAAAAUACACUCAUAUAAGUCAUGUUUUCUCUGUACAUAACAAUAAGUAUACUAAGAAUUUUACAUUAUGAAAUCUAUGAAAGAAUGGAAUUUGUAAUUGCAAUUAAGAAGAGUGUGAGAACAAUGUUGCAUGCUUUGAAUCAAUUUUGAUUAUUUAUCACUUCGCGAUAGCAUUAAAAAAUCUGUGUGAAGCUGUUAUUUUUUAAAUAUUAUCCUUCAGUAAGUAUUUUCUAUUCUAGUGGUAUGCCAUGGCAAAAGAAUUUUAAGCAUUAUGAAAAUAUAAUCAUAUAUUUCAUUUUGUGAAAACUUAAAUAAUGCAAUAUAGUAUUCUAGUUUUGUUUAUACCUUGCAUGAGCUUCAUCGGGAAUUUAAAUCAUUGAUCAUACUAAUAAGAAAUACUUUAAAAUGAACAAUAAUAUAAUAUUUGCUAUGUCAUGCCUCUAAAGUGCGUAGUAUAAUUUUAUUACAAAUAUUUGACACUUGUUUAUAGUAAGUGAAUUGAAUAACCAUGGACCUUGCGGUCGUGAUGGUUAACAAAGUAAUGUUUACAAUAAUCAUUCAGGUCCACUAUAACAACUUGUUCUUGAUUAUUUUUCUAUAUUCUUACCGGACUAUUUAUGAAAUUGAAACAAAAAAAAAUUGUUUUUAUAAUAACUAUCGUAAGACAUAUUAAAUUAACUAAACUCGUGAGGUUACUCACGUGAAAAUUACUGAGAAAAGCUGUCGGUAGCUACUGCUCAUGAGAACCCCUUUCGGUUCGAAACUAGUAGAGCUUGUCUCAAUAUAUUCACGUGAGCAACUCACGAGUUUUAGUUAAUCGACAAAAAUUGUUUUUCAUUCUUUUUUUUAAGUGCUGUAACUAACCUUACUGCUUUAUUGAUAUAAAAUAUAGACUAUUAAAGCUAGGUCACUGACCUGUAUAUUGAUUCUUGGUAACAAAUUGUCAAAGGCCGCAAUAUGAGUGAUAUACAUGUUACCAACAAGUCACUUUGAUUGUACUUGACCUUGAACUUGUAUAAAAAUUGUUGCCUUGUUAUUAACAGUGAAACAAAUAUUGCUUCUAUAAUAUGCUAUUCAUUAGCUAGGUAGUCGCUAGAUUGCCGAAGACGAAAGAUUUCUGUUCAAGUCCUUUAAACAUUUUCAGAAAUAUCAAAUAAUUCAAUAAAUCAUUGUCUAACAAGAAGGUAGAUAUUAGGAUCAUGGUUUGGCAGUUGCGUAAGCAACUACUCGAUCAAUGAACCAGUAUAUUUAUAGGAAAGUAAUGUCUGACUUCGGCAUUACAUCCAGUCUUUCCCAAUCACUCGCUCGCGAAAAUGAUUAUCCUAAUUCGUCUGGUUUUCAGUACGAGGAACUCAUUUCAAUCAAUCUAUAAAUAAAUCAUUUAACCCUAAUAUGUCAAUAGAAAUUAUAAUUAAUAAAGUUUAUACAUUUCAAUUAAUUAAUCUGUCCUCAACUUUGGCAAAUCCUUGAAAUAGAAUCCGAAGUCUACGUCACUGCCGUAGAUUGAAAACUGUGUCUCUUCAGAGAUUCCCAUUAAAACAUAAACUUUGUCAAUAGUUUGAAACGUUUGAUUUCUGAAUGGAUUCGUUAGUAUUUCUUCUUUGAAUUUUAUUUUCAAAAGACUGUAUUAGACCUAAGAGUUCAGUUUUGUAAGCUAUUGUAGUAGUUUUGAAUUUAUUUUAUCAGGUUACUUUGUUGUAAUAUUGGCAGAGGGUCCAUUGUGUGAUGAACAUAAAUAAUUUUAUAGGUUUUCUGCUUCCUGAUACAAUGGCUUUAAAAAAUACUGUUACAUAAUUAUGCCUCUUUAUACAACAAUCCUUUUUUUAGUUACCAAUUCGUAAAUAGAUAACAACAAUGGUGGUUACCGUUUGUUUGUCACUAGAUGGCGCAAAUGUCGUAAGAGGAUAUUUUGUUUAAUAACCGCAGCUUUCAAAUAUGUAACGUCCAAUGAUGGGGCACUAGCUAAUUCCCUAUUGGAUGAAAAACGAAAGGCACACACUAACGCCAUCUGCUGAGCAAAAAUAUAGUUAAGGACGUAUCAACAUUGUAACUAAUUUACAUAACCAAUAAAACUAACCUAACAAGCUGAUUUAUGGGAUAUUAACUAAAAAUGUAAGUAAAUUUCAUUUCAAAUUACUAUAUUUUGAACUGUCAUACGACCUAAUUGUUUAUUAAUGCCAUAUCAUUAAGUCGUUAAGUGAUAUUGUCAUACUCUUUACUAUGAUUGCAAUCUUAUUUCUAUAGUCGUAAGAAACUAAUUUCAAUAACUUAAAGUGGACCUUUUGUUAUUAAACUAAUUGUUUGUUUGUUCUUUAAUGAAUAUUGUACCAAAGAUUGAUUAAAAAUUUACGGUCGAAUAUUUGAAUACUACUCGUAUAGCAUAUUUACUCUGUUUACCUUUGGUUUUGUAAUUGCAGGUGUAGCCCUAGACAAAUAAUUUUAAAAGUCUUUUACCAACCUUACAUUUCUGUACGGCUUUAAAUGUUUCAAAAGUUAACAUAUUCAUAUUUGACACGUUUCCUUCUGAUAUCAGCCACCAUAUAUUCUUAACUCUUAAUGUAACGCACUUGUAAUGCCUCUAGUGAUGGGCGACGAAUCCUUACCAUCAGGUGAUCCGCCAGCUCGUUUGCCGGUUUGUCGCAUAAAAAAACUGUGAGCUGUAGUUGAAUAUUCGACCAAUGUCAUACCUAUAUAAGAUUUAUUUUCACUGUCAUCAAUCACGUGUUUCUUCACAAUGUAAAUAAACACAUCUUCAUUAUCAAUUAUCUAACUUCUAUUCAGAGUGUGGAAACAAUAAAUUGAUACUUU
Spodoptera litura is the source of this 4761-nucleotide messenger RNA. RefSeq lists its product as uncharacterized. NCBI's taxonomy places the organism in Eukaryota, Metazoa, Arthropoda, Insecta, Lepidoptera, Noctuidae. Gene Ontology annotation, cellular component: plasma membrane. The record is from RefSeq and is a predicted model, not a curated record. Gene Ontology annotation, molecular function: protein binding.